GGCGGCUCACCUACCCUGCUUUCUGCAUUCUUCUCUCCACAUCCCUCUCUGUACUUACAGCCCCCAAUGGCCCCCAAAAAGCCAGAGCCCAAGAAGGAUGAUGCCAAGGCAGCCCCCAAGGCAGCUCCAGCUCCCGCACCUCCCCCUGAGCCUGAGCGCCCUAAGGAGGUCGAGUUUGAUGCUUCCAAGAUCAAGAUCGAGUUCACACCUGAGCAGAUUGAAGAGUUCAAGGAAGCCUUCAUGCUGUUCGACCGCACACCCAAGUGUGAGAUGAAGAUCACCUACGGGCAGUGUGGGGAUGUCCUGCGGGCGCUGGGCCAGAACCCCACACAGGCAGAAGUGCUCCGUGUCCUGGGGAAGCCAAGACAGGAAGAGCUCAAUACCAAGAUGAUGGACUUUGAAACUUUCCUGCCUAUGCUCCAGCACAUUUCCAAGAACAAGGACACGGGCACCUAUGAGGACUUCGUGGAGGGGCUGCGGGUCUUCGACAAGGAGGGCAAUGGCACUGUCAUGGGUGCUGAGCUUCGCCACGUGCUGGCCACGCUGGGUGAGAGGCUGACAGAAGACGAAGUGGAGAAGUUGAUGGCUGGGCAAGAGGACUCCAAUGGCUGCAUCAACUAUGAAGCAUUUGUGAAGCACAUCAUGUCCAGCUAAACCUCGUGCCCAGGAAGCCCAGGGAAGGCUGUGCAGGGACGUCUCAUCUCCCAUGUGUGAUGCUGACACCAGCGGCCUGGAGUCGUGGGAAGGACGGGAGCCUUACCAAGACUCCUGCAAAAACCCUUGGACCUCUCCGCGUGGUUGCCAUCUCUGGCCCCUCUCAGGCUGUGCUUACCUGUGACAGCAGCUCUGUCCCCACCCCAUGGGCCUCAUGAAUAAAUGGCUUCUUGCCGGC
Molecule: messenger RNA, 892 nt
Organism: Pan troglodytes (chimpanzee)
Lineage: Eukaryota; Metazoa; Chordata; Mammalia; Primates; Hominidae
Gene: MYL3
Product: myosin light chain 3
Exons: 7
Coding region: 67-654 (195 amino acids)
Cellular component (GO): myosin II complex
Molecular function (GO): calcium ion binding
Source: RefSeq, a predicted model, not a curated record